AUGCGAGCACUCCAACAUUUCUUUGGUUAUAAUCACAUACUUAGUACUCCGUAUCACCCGCAAACGAAUGGCGUUGUUGAACGUUUUAAUGCAUCGAUGGUGGUUCAAGUCUCAAAACUUCAACAAAAACACCACAACAACUGGGAUGACUACCUUGAUGCCGUUAUUUUUGCAUACAAUAGUUCAAAACAUCGAACAACCCAGUAUUCCCCCUUCGAACUUCUUUUUGGUCGCUCACCGAAACUUCCCAUCGAUUCACCUCCACGGUAUUUUCACUUUGAUCGCCCUAAUGCUUAUUUCGUACAUCUUCAAAAAAUCCUUCAAGUUUAUCAUCAGCACGCAAAGUUUAACAUCCUGAACCAACAAAGUUAUCAUAAACGAUAUUAUGAUCAAAAUCGUCCAGACCCUCAUUAUAAUGUAGGUGAUCGGGUUUUCACAAGAAUUUUCGCUGCUCGAGGAAAGUUGGAUCCACGGUACUCUGCCGAACCAAAACUUAUCGUUCAAACUAAUCAUCCCACAUAUAUUGUGAAGCAUGAACCAACGGGUUUCGAACAUCGAUAUCAUGUUUCGGACUUACGGCCCGUAACCUUAGCCUACGGCGACAAUGGUUCCAUUUAA
Rotaria socialis is the source of this 618-nucleotide messenger RNA. NCBI's taxonomy places the organism in Eukaryota, Metazoa, Rotifera, Eurotatoria, Philodinida, Philodinidae. The record is from the annotation of a GenBank genome assembly.